Molecule: messenger RNA, 1949 nt
Organism: Hippocampus zosterae (dwarf seahorse)
Lineage: Eukaryota; Metazoa; Chordata; Actinopteri; Syngnathiformes; Syngnathidae
Gene: pard6gb
Product: par-6 family cell polarity regulator gamma b
Exons: 3
Coding region: 162-1511 (449 amino acids)
Biological process (GO): centrosome cycle; establishment or maintenance of cell polarity; regulation of cellular localization
Cellular component (GO): apical plasma membrane; cell cortex; nucleus
Molecular function (GO): protein kinase C binding
Source: RefSeq, a predicted model, not a curated record
CGAAAGUCGUCUUCUCAAACGAAUUUUUAAAAGCUUUUGGGAGCGGAAAUAAUCUAAAGAAACACACCCGAAGGACUUCAUUGCAUUUGUGAGCCCCCUUUUCAGCGGGCACAAGUUUUCCUUUCCUCAUCUGUUCGUGUGUGUUUUUAAAACUAUCAAAAAUGAACCGGAGCUUCAAUCGGUCUCAACCACUGCGGAACGUGGAUCUUAACGCAGUGGAGGUGAAAAGCAAGUACGGCGCCGAGUUCCGCCGCUUCUCGGUGGACCGCCUCAAGCCAGGCAAAUUCGAGGAGUUCUACAAGCUCAUCCUGCACAUCCACCGCAUCGCCAACAUGGAGGUGAUGAUUGGGUACGCCGACGUGCACGGAGACCUGCUGCCUAUCAAUAAUGACGACAACUUCUGCAAGGCUGUGUCCACUGCGCACCCCCUGCUGAGGAUCUUCAUACAGAGACAAGAAGAAAUGGAUUACGCUAACUAUGGCACCAACACCAUCACCCGCAAGAAAAAGACCGUGGCGGCUCUACGCAACAACGACAUCAACCGAAAGAGGGCGCACAUCCGCAUCGGCAUGCCGCAAGAUUUCCGGCCGGUUUCCUCCAUUAUCGACGUGGACAUCCUGCCGGAAUCGCAUCGCCGCGUUCGACUUUAUCGCCACGGCUCAGACAAACCCUUGGGAUUUUACAUCCGGGAUGGAACCAGCGUCCGCGUGACACCUCACGGCUUGGAGAAGGUGCCGGGGAUCUUCAUAUCCCGGCUGGUUCCCGGCGGGCUGGCGGAAAGCACGGGUCUGUUAGCGGUCAACGACGAAGUCCUGGAAGUGAACGGGAUCGAGGUGAGCUGGAAAUCGCUGGACCAGGUUACAGACAUGAUGAUUGCCAACAGCCACAAUCUCAUCGUCACCGUCAAGCCCGUCAACCAGCGCAACAACGUGGUGCGCGGCAGUCGCAUUUCCGGGAGCUCGGGCCAGUCUUCGGACAGCAGCGGGUCCACCGGUUACCCGGUUCUGUCUGCUCCGCCGGGGGCAGUCCCGCACUCCGCCCCCCAAGGUUACCAGGACGACUUGGAGAGCGACGACGAGACCGACAUCGUCAUCGAGAGCAGCCUCAAGCGGCCGUCGCGGAGGUCCAACGCUUCCUUGGCAUCCAACGCGUCUCGCUUACAUCAACAGCAAACGCAGAGCGCCGCCACGUCGGGUCCGGCGGCGCCGCCCAGCCCUCCGUCGCGCCCCGCUUCGGUCGUAUCCACCGCUUCUUUUCACUCUCAGACGAGCCUCAACGGAGGCUCGCAGCACCACCAACACAGCAGUCUGAGCUAUCAGCUCCUCAGAGACCUGAACCUCCAGCAAAAUCAACCCGGCAGCCAGCUGCCCUACCACGCAAGCAAUCCGGCACUCCGUCACAGUAACGGGAGCCUGCACAAAAUCCUCAGCUCGCUGAAAACGGACCCGCGGCACAGCCUGGCCCUGCCGAGGGGAGGGGUGGAGGAAGAUGGCACCGUCAUCACACUAUAAUAGUGGCAAAUAUCCCGCUCAGACAGGGGAACGCCAUGACAGAGACUUUUCUCCCCCCCCCCCCCCCCUCCCCAAGAUAAUUACUGUAAUAAUAGGAAGCUGCACGCCAAGGAUCACGGAAAUUGGUCAUACUGUAUAUACACCUUGGAUUUUUUUUUGUAUUUUUUAAUGUUUCUCGUCUUAUUUCAAAAAAGCCUAUGUGUGUUAUAAGCGUCAGAACAAAUGAUGACUUUUUUAAAAACUUAAGUGACCACUUUUCUCGAGAUUCUUUUCAUUCUUAAUCCAGGGACCAAACUGUGGUUUGCAUAUCGUCAUUGUCUUUUGAAAGAGUAAAUCUAUAUUUCUGGGAUGCCCGGCGUAUGCUUUUUUAAAAAUUGAUCUUUUCAGCAAUUAUGAUGAAAUUCUUGUAUCUGUUUCAAUAAAUUAUUCUUCAUUUUC